This is a messenger RNA of Pseudomyrmex gracilis, 824 nucleotides long. Its product is annotated as acylphosphatase-2. The coding region runs from base 393 to 707 and encodes 104 amino acids. The transcript is spliced from 3 exons. Gene Ontology annotation, molecular function: acylphosphatase activity. The record is from RefSeq and is a predicted model, not a curated record. Lineage: Eukaryota; Metazoa; Arthropoda; Insecta; Hymenoptera; Formicidae.
AUAUAUACUUACUGUAUAGAGUUACGUAUCAAAUUAUGACAAAGAAAUUUUUCUGUAUCUUGCGUUUAAUAUAUAAUUUCCUCAAUCUUUAAAAGAAAUUAUAGAUCGUCGAUCGAUUGCAUCUGAAUCAAUGUCAAGCUAGUGGGGUGAUCUAUUUGGGGAUGCGCGACGAGACACGAACGUCGUGCAACAAGAACCAGUCAACGAGUCGUGGCGAAAGGUGAAGUCAUAAGACAAAAACAGUUGUUUCGAUCGACGUGAGCAACGAAAUUUUCCAAUCAAAUUUUCUAAUCUACAUGCGCGUGCAUUCUGUUUGACACUUGGUCUCUUGACAAAACAAUACUGCGGAUUAACACUAUACCAACGCAAUAUUCUGCUAAGAUUCGAACAGGAUGGCGGCGGAUGAUCCCCUUUGCCGAGAACCUUUGGUAUCUGUCGAAUUCGAAGUUUUUGGAAAAGUACAGGGUGUAUAUUUUCCGAAGUACGUAAGGGAUAUAUGUUUGCAGUUGGGUAUCUGCGGUUGGGUGAAAAACAGUAAAACCGGUACAAUUCUUGGGAAGAUGCAGGGACCUCAAGCGCUUGUCGACCAGAUGUCACAAUGGUUAACGACAGUGGGUAGUCCAGGUAGUGAAAUACAUCACUGUGAAUUUACCAAUCGGGAGACUAUCACAAAGCAACAGUAUCAAGGUUUUGCGAUUCGUUUCUAAGAGUAUAAUAUUGUGUGUAUGAGACUUUUUAAAGAUAAAGGUAUUAUUAUUAUUGUCACAAAACAUCUAUAUAUUUUUGAAGAAAAUGGUAUAUUUGAUUAUAGAUAGAUGGAGAGA